Anopheles moucheti is the source of this 2201-nucleotide messenger RNA. Its product is annotated as circumsporozoite protein-like. The record is from RefSeq and is a predicted model, not a curated record. The coding region runs from base 361 to 1812 and encodes 483 amino acids. Lineage: Eukaryota; Metazoa; Arthropoda; Insecta; Diptera; Culicidae. The transcript has 7 exons.
CUGGCAGGCAGAAAUUUAGAACGUGGGUAGCAAGAGAACCUUUCAUAAAACCAUUAAAUACUGUGUAGUUGCUAAUGUGAACAGCUCGAAACGGAUCGCGUCGUAGUUGUUCGAAAACGUGUCGACCAAAGUGCAGUGAAAAAGUGUGUGCAAAAGGAAACUUAUAGCCAAAAAAGCUAGAGAAACAAUCCCCAUUGGUGGUGAAUAACCGAAUAUCGUGCAGAGUGAUCAAUUUUCGUUAGAGAAUCGCCAUUUUGAAAGCGGCAACCCAAAAUACACACUUCUAUUGUUCCUGGUACCGCCUGUGCGUGUCGUGUGUGUGUGUGUUUAGAAGUCGUUGCUACAAUCAGAAUCGCAAAGAUGAAUUCAGCCCUGAACAAAUUACACUUUGUCAACACGACUGGUGUAUCGUUGAAUGACCGUUUCACAUCGAUGGCCAAACCAUUUCUAGGAUUUGGGAUGUCUAAGACGAUGAUGGACGUACCCAUGUCCCGCCCGAAUCCAGUUCCCAUAACGGAUAGCAGCAAUCGUCGGCUGAUUGAUAGCUGGGAUCGUAUGCAUGCCCUGCACGCUUUGGCAAGAAAUGUUAUCCAAGAAAGUCGUCCGGCCAGGCAGCGGCUGCAGCGCAAUACAUUGGCGCAGCAGGUGAAGCGUACGAUGAAUAGGCUGCCCGGCGGUGCUCGUCGUCUGCAGCGAUCCAACAGUUUCACGGAUAUAGCAACAAUGAAUGCUGAUCGCGUUGAACUGUUGCAGAGAGUGCGAGGUCGUACACCGACGAUCAAUUCCCGACUGGGUGCGGCCCGUAAUGUAAGCCGUGGUCGCAGCAUGUCACGUGGACGUAGUGCUUCCCGUAAUCGCAGCUCAUCCCGCGAUCGACAGCCCUCGCUAAGUCGUUCGAACUCACAGACGAAUCUACAGCGGGCCGGAUCUCGAAACAACUUGACUCGCGCCGGUUCCCGUACCAACCUUGCUCGUGCUGGUUCCCGCACCAACCUUACUCGUGCCGGAUCCCGGACCAACCUGGCUCGUGCCGGAUCCCGGACCAACCUGGCUCGUGCCGGAUCCCGGACCAACCUGGCUCGUGCCGGAAGCCGCAACGGACUAAACGCAACCCAUAAAACCAUCGCACCGAAUGAUGCUCGUCGUCGUAUAAACCGCAACAAUUUGAUUGCCAAUCGGUUGGGUACGGUUAAUGGUGCGGUCGGCGCACGUGGCCGUAGCCGCAGCCGGAGCCGUGUUCGUGGAGCAGCACCAGCUGCACCUGUGCAGACCGGCGGAGCCCCGAAUGGCCGGGCCCGAUCGCGAUCCCGUAAACGUGUCGGAUCUAGAACGCGAGCCGGAAGCGUGAACAGUCGGCUCGGUGUGAAUCGUACGAACGAGCCAACCGGCAAUGUCGGUGGCCGGGCCAAUGGAGGCCGAGUUACUAAGCGAAGCCGUAGCAUCCGCCGCGGAGUGGCUAAUGCAUCAACCGUCGGUGCACGCGCCGGACGCCCGUUGAAGAGAGAAGCGCCUAAACGCAAGGGAGCGGGUGGCAAAGCAGCGAAGGGUAAAGCAGCCAACAACGGUGGUGGCGCGAAUGGAGGUGCAGGCGCUGCAGCAUCCGGAAGACGCGGACGAUCACGAUCACGCCGUGCAAAUUCGCGCGUUCGUGGACGCAGUGCUUCGAAGAAUCGUACCGGGCACGUAAACCAGCAGCCCAAGAGCCGCGCAGAGUUGGACAGCGAGCUGGAUCAGUACAUGGCAAACACGAAGUCGUCGCUGGACAAAGAAAUGGACCAGUAUAUGAACGGUUUCGGUACGGGGCGCAUGUGAAGCCAGCCCCUUCAUCGAUCGAGCCAUAAUACAUUUACAUAUGCAUCCAGUAAGGCCGCGUUUUUUAAACUAAACUCUGUAAACCUGGACUACUAGAUGAAUAGGACUCUCUCCUGUACUCUAUACCUACGAGUCGGUAUUAUUACGUAUCAUUAAGCAAAAACAACCCUUUGCGGGACUCUGGAAAAGUUUUGCAACCCCGUAUCGCCAGAAGGGCAAUGCAUCGUGACUUACGGCAUAAGUUUGAAGUUAGUUUUAUUUAAUUAUACACUCUACCAGUAACACUAUACACAUUAUUAAACCGUGUAUCAUGUACAAAGGAUUCUCACGUGUAGCUGUUAGCAUUUCAUGAAUAAACAAAACAAAGAAUUCACACUUCUUUUUUGAGU